Molecule: messenger RNA, 3243 nt
Organism: Meleagris gallopavo (turkey)
Lineage: Eukaryota; Metazoa; Chordata; Aves; Galliformes; Phasianidae
Source: RefSeq, a predicted model, not a curated record
CCUGCCCCAUUGCAAAGGUCCAACCUUGGUCUUCCCACCCAGGUGCACCUUGCAGUGAGCCUUUUCAAGAUCAAGCUCUAUCUGGACUGUAAGAAAAUAGCAGAGAGACCCAUCAACACCAUUGGCAGCAUCUCUACUGCUGGCUUCAUCAUGCUGGGAAAAGUGACACGAACCAGAGGGCCCAGGAGUGGAUCAGUAUCGUUCCAGCUGCAGUCAUUGCAGGUUGUGUGCAACAGCUUAGGGGCAGAGGAGGACCGAUGCUGUGAUCUUCCUGCAUUGAGGGAUGAGGAGAGCUGCCCCACCAUAGCUCCUGCCUGCUCCUGCACUUCUGGCCGCCCAGGUUUGCCAGGUCCUCCAGGUCCCCCUGGGAGCCCUGGGAGGAGAGGACCACAAGGCGAGCAGGGGGAGCCGGGCCCCAAGGGUGAACCAGGCCCACCUGGAAAAGUGGGACCAGCAGGUCCGAGUGGCCAGCAAGGCUCCCCAGGUUCCCAAGGAAUCACAAUUCAGGGCCCUGUGGGGCCACCAGGCAUUAAAGGAGAGAAAGGAGACACUGGAAGUCCUGGCGUGCAGGGCAUUCCUGGUGUGCAGGGAGCUCCAGGCAGAGAUGGUCUUCAAGGUGCAAAGGGGGUGAGGGGACUGGAAGGCACAGCUGGGCCCCCAGGACCUCCUGGACCAAGGGGUUUCCAAGGAGUGACAGGCUUCCGGGGCAGCAGUGGAGAGAAGGGACCUCCAGGUGAUGUUGGGCCAACAGGACUACCAGGUCCAAAAGGAGAAAGAGGAGAGAAAGGGGAACCACAGUCCUUGGCCACAAUUUACCAGCUGGUUAGCCAGGCUUGUGAGCGGAUGAUCCAGAGUCACGUGUUGAAAUUUGACUCAUUCAUUCAUGAGCAUGCAAGGAAGCCGGUUCCUGUUUGGGAAGAAAGACUGAAGCCAGGAGAGCCAGGAUCACCAGGUCCUCCAGGUCCUCCUGGGAGCAAUGGAGAAAGAGGAGAAAAUGGCAUCCCUGGUCAGACAGGAAAAGAUGGGUAUCCUGGAGAAAGAGGUGCCCCAGGACCCAAGGGAGAAAAAGGAAUGGCUGGAGUCAAUGAGGAAGGGAUCCAAGGACCCAGAGGCAGAACAGGCCCACCAGGAGAAGUUGUGCUGGGGAAACCAGGCCCAAAGGGCUACCCUGGGAACACCGGUCCUCAAGGUUUUCCUGGUGUCAGAGGACAGCCUGGGCAGCCUGGAUACUCAGGGGGCUGUGAUGUCUCUGGAUGUUAUGGACCAGGUAGAAGAGAUUUCAUCCCCUGAUGGCCGAUGUGGAGGCAGCUGAGGACAGGUCUCUGCCCUGGAAGUCUCUGGGUAAAAGCUCCAAGAGAAGCAGCAACCUGAACAUCAAAUGUGUUUGUGCUUUUCUUACUUCCCACUAUUUCUAUACGGACAUAUCAAUCAAAUGAAGCCAAUAUCAAACCCACCAAACCAGCCUGAUGAGUCUCAGCCAUCCGCUGUUUUUCAGUGCCGGACACCUGCAGUAUUCAAACUCACAUUGUGUGUCCCACAGCAAGGCACACAGCCAGAGCUACAGGCUGACAGACUCGUAAGAAAAAGAAAUAAUGUAUGGAAAUACUCAGAAAUAACAGAUUUUUGCCCAUUUGUCUGUUGUGGUUUAUUUUUGUCACUUGUUAUUCUGCAUCCCCAGCACGGAGAAAAACAGCACCUCAUGCCCAAAGAUUCGAAAAUCCACUGGAGCAAAAUAGCGUUUUCUGUUGGUUGACAAGGUAACAAAACCUAGCACCAUUUGGGCUGUUUCUACUUUUGGCAAAUGGCUGAUGGCUUUCUUGCAGUGGUGCUCUGUGCAGCAGCACUGCAGUCAGUGCAAUCAUCUCCCUGUGAUGUGAUGAACCCCACCUGCAGCCUCACUUUCUGGGGUCUGAUAAGCGCCCUGUGUCGGGCAGGGCACAGCCAUGCACUGCUAGGAGCUGGAGAUCAACCCACUGGGCUUUCCCACCUUUACUUCCUGCAAUCUGAUCAGCCACUUUGCAUUUUAUCAGGUAGAAUAUUGAAUUGCUCAAGUCUCACUUAUCCAUCUGACGAGGAGGUAAUUGUGAUGUUACGCUCUUUUCCUUUCAUGAGCCAUGGUCUGAUGUGGAUCCAAACUGUGCAGAUACUGAUAAAAAGUACCUUCAGUUUCACAGUUGGUACUUUGGGCUGCCUUUCUACUUCUAUCCCCCACUCCUUCCAUUACAAUCAAUUAUCCCUUAGCUUAAUGCAUUAUGUGGCAUGCAUUAAUUUGCAUGCAGGGAGCUUCUGCAUUCUCAGCUGGCUGUCAAACCUAAUACCUAUGGACAUUGGCAGAUACAAAGCAAUGGGCAGGAAAGGCAAGGAGACCCAAGGGGUAGCCUGCACAGUGGAACCUAAAAUCAACCCCAUCAAACACCCACUAAUGGAGAAAGCAAGUAGCUCAAAGUGCAACGUCUGCACUUUGCAGGUAAUUCUGCAAAUAUAAAUCAGGGCAGCCAAAUUCCCAGCUCUGAGCUUGCUGUUCUGUCUGUUCAAACCCAGUGGCUGCGGGUGGUUUGGCACAGAGCUCCUUUGUUUUUCUCUAUCGAUUAGUUUUGAAAGUGACUAACAUCUUCUCACUGCUCACACUAGGGUUUAAUCCAUGCAGUAGAAUUUCAAGUGGCAUUUGCUUUUUCUGAUUAUUUCAGAUAAAGCAGGAAAGGACAGGAUUUAACAAAACCAGCUCCUGUGAGGGCUAUUGAUUAGGAGAAAGAAAACUUACACGAACAACUUGUUCAUUAACGAUCCUAAACUUUGUCCAGGAGUGGUUUAAUUCACUUGAAAUCACAGGAUUUUGCCCAUUCAAUAUCACGGACUGUUGGUGCCAUUGCUUUGCCACUCAGUUCCUUCAGAGAAUGGCUUAGGUUGGAAGGGACCUUCAAGACCACCUAGUUCCAACCCCCUGCCAUGGGCUGGUUCCCUUCACCAGAUCAGGCUGCUCAGAGCCAUCCAGCCUGGCCUUGAAUGCCUGCAUGGAUGGGGCAUCCACGACUGGAUCCUUGAAGCCCAGUUCCUUGAAACCACCCACUGUGGGUAUUAAUAUCUCACAGUCUUUGCUGGGUGCAACCUGUUGUUUCCCCUGUUGUGUUUUUCCAGCCCCAUUUAUCACCUUUAAUGCAAGCUGUAGUUAAAAGCAGCGGCAUGUAUUAGUAAUGCAGGUUUUUUUCCUAGUAAGGGCUUUGUUCUCAAAGCAUUUAUCUCUAC